Miscanthus lutarioriparius is the source of this 1731-nucleotide messenger RNA. Lineage: Eukaryota; Viridiplantae; Streptophyta; Magnoliopsida; Poales; Poaceae. The record is from the annotation of a GenBank genome assembly.
AUGGCGGCGGCGAUGGCGAGGCGUGCCGCUGGCCUUCUCCCUCUCCUAGUCUCCUCGCGGUCCGGUGCUCGCAUAGCCCUCCACCGGGCGGUAUCCCAGAUCCCUCCGCCUCGCUCCUGUCGCCUACUCUCGCAGCAAGCCAAGCCCUCCCCCUCCUCCCCCUUCUCCGCCUCCGCCUCCGCCUCCGCCUCCGCCUCUGCGUCGAAUGGCACGGCUGCAGAGAGAACCCGGGAGCUGCAUCUGUACAACACGAAGUCGCGGAAGAAGGAGCAGUUUCGGCCGCGCGAUCCAGGCGGGGAGGUCAGCAUGUACGUCUGCGGCGUCACUCCCUACGACGACAGUCACAUCGGCCAUGCCCGCGCAUACGUAGCCUUUGAUGUCCUCUACAGGUACUUGCGCUAUUUGGACUAUGAAGUUCGCUAUGUUCGGAACUUCACCGACAUUGAUGACAAGAUAAUUGCAAGAGCAAAUCAGCUGGGGGAAGAUCCUUUUAGCUUAAGCAAAAGGUUCUCUGAUGACUUCCUGUCAGACAUGGCCAAUCUUCAAUGUUUACCACCAUCUGUGGAGCCCCGUGUUUCAGAUCAUAUUGAUGAGAUUAUAAAUAUGAUUAAACAGAUCCUUGAUAAUAGUUGCGCAUAUGUAGUGGGUGGGGAUGUUUAUUUCUCUGUAGAUAAUUUUCCUGAGUACGGAGAAUUAUCUGGUCGAAAACUAGAUGAUAAUAGAGCUGGUGAAAGGGUUGCUGUUGAUGAGAGGAAGAGAAAUCCAGCUGAUUUUGCUCUAUGGAAGGCCGCAAAAGAUGGGGAGCCAUGGUGGGAUAGCCCAUGGGGCCCAGGAAGGCCAGGAUGGCACAUAGAAUGCAGUGCCAUGAGUGCACAUUAUUUGGGUCAUUCUUUUGACAUACAUGGUGGUGGGGAGGAUCUCAUCUUUCCACACCAUGAAAAUGAGAUUGCUCAGAGCCGUGCGGCAUGUUGUGACAGUACCAUAAAUUACUGGAUACACAACGGUUUUGUCAAUGUAAAUAGCCAAAAGAUGUCUAAAUCACUUGGUAAUUUUGUCACCAUACGGAAGGUUAUAGAGAUGUACCAUCCGCUGGCUUUGAGAAUGUUCUUACUUGGCACGCACUACAGGUCCCCAAUUAACUACACAAUAGAACAACUCAAUGUCGCAUCAGACAGAUUGUACUACACAUAUCAGACCUUGCGUGAUUGUGAAGAGAGUUGUCAUCAGCAACGAAGCAACAUUGGAAACUCAUUGCCUCCUAAUACCUCAAAUUACAUCCAAAAACUUCAUGAUGAAUUUGAGACCUCAAUGUCAGAUGAUCUUCACACUUCAGUGGCAUUGGCUGCUAUUUCUGAGCCAUUGAAAGUUAUGAAUGAUCUGUUGCACACUCGUAAGGGAAAGAAGCAGGACAAAAGGUUGGAAUUGCUUUCUGCCUUAGAAGAGAAAAUAAGAGUAGUGCUUUCUGUUCUAGGAUUGCUACCUUCAAGUUAUCAUGAGGCUUUGCAACAGCUGCGGGAUAAAGCACUUAGGCGAGCUUCCAUCACUGAGGAGCUUGUGGUGCAGAAGAUUGAAGAGAGGACUGCAGCAAGGAAGGCGAAGCAGUAUGAAAAAUCCGACGAGAUCCGGAAAGAAUUGGCCGCCGUUGGAAUUGCCCUCAUGGAUGGCCCCGACGGAACAACUUGGAGACCAUCUUUGCCUCUUUCAGAGGAAGCAGUGGUUGCGAAAACAUGA